UCUUUCCUAUUUUCUUAAUUUUGACAAGAACAAUCUCUCUGCUAAUCAUUCAUUUCUUCAUAAUUCUUCCUCUGAUCACCUACUAGAGACACGCAAAUGGCUUACGCUGCUGUAACUUCGCUAAUGGGAGCUCUAAAUCUACAUUUCUUGCAAUCACAACCACGCUUCCCUCUUCAACACAAACAAGAGAUAGUUUCUCUCCAUGAAAAUCUAGGUUUCCUGCAAGAAAAUCUUGACGAAUCUGAGAUCGCCGCCUAUGAUAAUGCGGGGGCGAUGAAAGAUUUAGAGGCAGAGAUGAGAGAUGUAUCGUUCAAAGCUGAAGAAAGGAUUGAGAUGGAGUUGACUGCCAUUUAUCUAGCAAAGGACAGCCUUCAAUCAAGCAGUAUAGAGGCUUGCCUCCUCAGUCUUCACGGAAUCUUCAAUGAAGCAGUUAAACAGACUGAUUACCUGAAGAAGAAGUUGAUUCAGAUUAAAAGUAAGCAGCAGCAGCAACUUUCAAAGGGUUCAUCACUCACUCGUUGGAUGCGACGAAAAGGACUACUCCUUGGAAUUGGUUCAACAUCAUCACAGCCUGCAGAUCUAGAACGCGACAACAUUACUGUGAGUAAAUUUUCCAAAACAGCUUCAAUGGUUGGAUGCGACGAGGAGUUCAAUACGAUAAAGGAUCAGCUCACUCGACAAUCAGCGAAGCAGCUACAAGUUGUAUCAAUUGUUGGCAUGGGAGGAAUAGGCAAGACCACUUUAGCUCAAAAAGUGUAUGAAGAUCCAUCAAUUACUUCUUAUUUUUACAAGCAAGCAUGGGUUACUAUAUCCCAAGAGUAUACCGUGGGGCAAAUGCUCAGAUGCCUUAUUGGUUGUGUUAGUGCAUCAAGUGAUGAACAAAGCAGCGAUGACCCAGGCCGAUUAGCAGAAAGUCUGCGGAAAAGCAUGAAGGAUCAAAGAUAUUUGAUAGUGAUAGAUGAUAUAUGGAGCAAAGAAGCUUGGGAUAGUGUGCAAAGGUGCUUUCCCGAUGAUAAUAAUGGAAGCCGUAUAUUACUCACUUCUCUGAGGCAUCUGGUUGGAUGAUGCCACUGUUAAGGGACUUUUGUGUUGAAAAAAUUCUUUCAUUAGAAACAUUGUCGGUUGUUUAUAAUAACUUAGAGAAUAUAUCUUGGUUAGAUCCUAAGCUUUGUACAAAGGAUCUGUUUACAAGGAUCCCAAAUUUAAAAACAUUGGGGAUUGAUGGUGGAUACGCUCAAAGUCCAGAUUGCUUUUAUAAUUUUGUGCACUUGGAGCAGCUUGCGACACUAAGCAUAAGAAGGUGGCGUUAUCUCAAACGUAUUCCAUGUAGUGGCAUCCCAUGAGGAACAAGUUUUCUACCAAAUCUUAAGAAGCUCAAAUUCUUUAGGACUCGUCUUCUCCCGUGGAGUGAUAUGAGGCUUAUUGGUAUGUUGCCGAAUCUAGAGGUUCUAAAAUUGAUAAAUGCUUCCCAAGGCCCAACGUGGGAGCCAUAUAAUGGAGGGUUCUGUCGAUUGAAGAGGUUGGUAAUUGAAGACACACUGCAUAAAUAUUGGAAUGCCGGGAGUGACCAUUUUCCUGUGCUCGAAUGUUUAGAGUUAUGUAAAUGCAAGUAUUUGGAAGAGAUCCCUAGUGGUUUUGUGGAUAUCACCACACUAGCAUUGAUUCAGUUAAACUACUGUCUGGAUUCACUUCUGACUUCCGCAAAGUGGAUUCAAGAUGAGCGACUUAACAUCUAUGGAAAUUCCAUCCUUAUUGGUUCCGAAAACAUUAGCUUGAACGAGUAAACAUCUCAGAGGAAGAAUGCGACGAGGAGGAGGAGAUCAGAGUGAUGAAGGAGAAAUUGUUUGAAGACAAAAUUUGAAGCCCCCUUCAAUGUGCAUACUCUGUUAGCUGCGGAUGUUUUGGAGGAUUAGGCAGCAAGUUGGGUAAAUACUCUGUCACAUUUCGAUGCGACGGAGAGGACUACUGCUUGUGAAAGGAGGAUUAUCACAGCCUGAUCUAGCACACAAGAACAUUAUUGUGAGUAAAUUUUCCAAAAACGCUUCAAAGUUUGACGACAGUAGUAGAAUGGUGGGAUGCCACGAGGUGUUCAUGACGAUAUUGGAUAAGCUCAUGCAACAAUCAACUAAGGGGAGACAAGUUGUUCCGAUUGUUGGCAUGGGAGGAAUUAAUAGGCAAGACCACUUUGGCACGCAAAGCUUAUGAAGAUCCAUCUGUUACUUCUCAUUUCGAAAACAGCAUCAAGAGAUGAACUCCAUGAACAGAGCACUGACCAAUACCAAUUUGCAGAAAUGCUCUAUAAAUGUUGAAAGGUAAAAAAUAUUUGAUAGUGAUUGAUGAUAUAUGGAACACUACUGCUUGGGAUAGUGCGCAAAGAUGUUUUCCAGAUGAUAAUAAUGGAAGUUGUAUGCUAUUGACUUCUCGGCUCAAAGAAGUGGCUAAAUAUGCUAGCUCACGUAACUCUAUCGUUAACAUGCCUUUCUUAGAUGCCGAUGAUCGUUGGAGGCUCUACUGCAAAUGUUUAGAGUUACGUGAAAGCAAGUAUUUGCAAGAGAUCCCUAGUGGUUUUGUCGAUAUCACCACACUAGCAUUGAUUCAAUUAAACGACUGUCGGGAUUCCCUUUUGGCUUCUGCAAAGUGGAUUCAAGAUGAGCAACUCAACAACUAUGGAAAUUAGCCUGAAAGAGUAAUCAUCUCAGAGGAAGAAUGUAAUGAGCAGGAAGAGAGUGAUGAAGGAGAAAUUGUUUGAAGACAAAAUUCGACUUAAGACAGUAAGCAUCAAAAGUUGGACAAAGAAGCUAGUCCAGACUUCUCCUUCAAGAUGGCAAAGAAGGAGAAAUUGGAGGCCGAUGACAUUACAGAUUUAUGAGUUUCUGGCAAAGUGGGGGAGUAUCACAAAACCAAAAAUUUGAAGUUCCUAAGUACCACCUCGCUGAAGACAUUGGAGUAGGCUUAUGAAGACAUUUUUUUUUUGUCGAGUUGUAAUAAGUGUCUUCAGUUAAUUAACUUUGUUUAGGUUCUAAAUUUGUGGUUUUGUUCUCGUUGUUUUUGUUAUGAUGAAUGUAGAACUUGGAUUGUAGGAAUAUACAAGACCACUUUAGCUCGGAAAGUAUAUAAAGAUCCAUCAAUUACUUCUCAUUUU
Molecule: messenger RNA, 3142 nt
Organism: Ipomoea triloba (trilobed morning glory)
Lineage: Eukaryota; Viridiplantae; Streptophyta; Magnoliopsida; Solanales; Convolvulaceae
Product: disease resistance RPP13-like protein 4
Exons: 6
Coding region: 97-1065 (322 amino acids)
Biological process (GO): defense response to other organism
Molecular function (GO): ADP binding
Source: RefSeq, a predicted model, not a curated record